Molecule: messenger RNA, 1266 nt
Organism: Linum trigynum
Lineage: Eukaryota; Viridiplantae; Streptophyta; Magnoliopsida; Malpighiales; Linaceae
Source: the annotation of a GenBank genome assembly
AAUCGCAAAUUACCAAUGUCGUCAAAAGCGAACCGGAGUACGACCCGAUAAUGUGAAUGGCUUGGUCUUUAGCGGUCCAACCGAAAUUAGACCGUUAGAGAACCAAUACCUAAUAAACAAUAAGUAUAAAUGGUAUACACUUCUUAAUCAUGGUAAACCAUGACUAAAUUAGUACAUUACACUUUUAAGUCUUAACAAUUCUAUAACAAGAGUACCAAAAGUUCUAAAUUCCGGUCUCACCAACUUCACAAUUGAAUCAAAGGCCUCCUGUUCAAUGUUAAAUUAAUAAUUUGAAGUAGUGGAAGCAGUCUCACCAACUUCACAAUUAGUCAAUCAAAUGUUUAAUUUACCUCGCGUCGGGUGGGAGCUGCGGAGUGGGAGCUGCUGGUAGGAGCUGCGGAGUAGAGACCGUCGGUGGGAGAUGGUGUGGAGGUGAGACGGCCAGAGCAGGGGAGAUGGGCUAGAGCAGGGGAGAUUGGGUAGAGUAGGGGAGAUGCUUUGGAGAUGGGCUGGAGCAAGGGAGAUGCUACGCGGAUGGGGACGACGCCGAUGGGAAGCUCUACUGGCGACGAAGAGGGACGACGAAGCGGGAGGAGGGGAGCUGCUACCGGGGAUGCCGACGGGGAUGGCGAGCGGGAAGCUGGUUUGAUGCGACUGGGGAUGCCGACGAUGUCGACGGCGGGAAGUGUCGACUGCGGCAGGUCUGGCGCCGCUCUUCCCUAUUUGUUCGCGAAGAGACAAAGGACGGUUAAUUAAUUGGUCCGAGCCGGUUUUAUGGCCGAGUGACGGCUUUAGCGAUCCGGCCGGCUCGGCUCGGUCUUGACAACACUGCAAAUUACCAUACAAAUUGUUCAACACAAAUCUAGAAAACUCAAGAAAAUUGAAGCAAAUCUCAAAUUAUCUAUAAACAAUAUAAUUAAUUGAAAGCUUCUUCCUCCUUGUCAAUUAAGUUUCUUCACUCUCCACUCGAUAAUAUCAAUUUUACUCUCCACUCAUAUCAAUUUCAUUCUUCACAAACAUAAAGAAGAUUAGUAGUUAGAAUAUUAAAUAUAUGGGCUAAUACCACUAGGAAACGCGAACUAUUAACUUUGUGCCAUUUGUGUCCUAAAGUAUCCGAUAUGACAUUUGUGUCCUAAAGGACCUAAACUAUUUUUCCGUUAGAGUUGACUGGCGUUGACCGUUACUUUUUAACAGAAAGUCCAGUCAGCGUUGAUGUGAAAAUUGAUUUUUAGUUACUUUUGCAUCUAAUGAAAAUUUUAAAUAAGA